Messenger RNA from Thelazia callipaeda (thelaziosis nematode), 7689 nucleotides. NCBI's taxonomy places the organism in Eukaryota, Metazoa, Nematoda, Chromadorea, Rhabditida, Thelaziidae. The record is from the annotation of a GenBank genome assembly.
AUGUUAAAUAUAUGGGAAAUAACAACAUUUUUACAGAUGUCCUCAGUAUUGGUUGGCAGCAUAGAUGCAGCUGCAAAUGCAGCCCAAGCUGCUUCGCUUAUAAGUAACAGUAAAUAUCGGGCGUAUGUUGCUGCAGUCGAUAAAGCAUUGAAAGCUUUUGAAGCUACUAAUGAGUGGGCUGAUCUGAUCUCAGCACUCGCGAAACUUAGCCGAGUGUUUCAUGCAAAUUCAAAGUUCUGUGAUAUUCCUAAACCAGUUACUGUAGCAAAACGUCUUUCUCAGUGCUUACAUCCAGCCUUACCCCACGGUGUACAUCUUAAAGCUUUGGAAACAUAUCGACAGUUGUUCGAUAUUCUUGGUCGGAAAGACCUUCCACGUUUGUUGUAUCUUUUUGCCGUUGGAUUAUUCCCUUUGAUGGAUCACUGUGGAAUAAAGGUGAAAUUGGAAUUGCUGAAUAUUUUUGAGCAAUAUCUCCUGCCAUUAGGUGUAGAGCUAAAACCUGCGCUUCCAGGUUUUAUUACUGGUGUUUUACUGGGCUUAGAAGAAGGAACAGAAUUCUACGAUAGAUCAUUUUGUCUCUUGGAUCAAGUGCAGGAUAGUGUCGGUUCAGAAGUAUACUUUGCAUGUCUUUGGGAAGCAGUGCUUGGGUCACCAUCUGUACGUCUUCCAGCAUUAACAUAUGUAAAUGCCAAGUUUAAUCGCCGAAAAAGUAUGCAUGAUCAAGAGUACAUUAUGGGGAAUAACAUCGAUCAUAUGAUUGCGGCCCUUUGUGCAGCAGCAGAUGAUGAUGGUUCGACUUUAGUUCAGCGUCAUUUAUUAGAUUUUUUGUGUUCAGCUUUUCCGCUUAAUUCUGAUCAUCUCGUGAGGGAGGACUUUGUUCAGCUCCUAAGACGUUGCCUUUUUUUGGUGCUUCGACGAGACAUGAGCUUGAAUAGACGUUUAUAUCAGUGGCUCUUAAAUCGUGUUGGUGAUUCUGCAGUUGCUGGUUUGCCUAUUGCUGGAGUGGAUGAACAGCUUGACACUACUUUUUUCACCACUUAUGCCUUGCCGAUCGCAAAAAAAGCAGUCGAGGAGUAUUUAAAAUUGGAUACAGUUGAAGUCACAAGUGGUAAUGCCUCAUGGGAUGGCACGAAGGAACAUCAAAUUCAGUAUACAGAAGUACGCGUUGCGCGUUUACUGUUGUAUUUCAUGGACCGUCCUGAAUUGGGUUCUCUUAUACUUGAAGAAACGCUUUUAAUUUUACUUGAGGCAGCUUCUGAAUAUGAUAAACGAUUGGAAUCAUUUUUAGUAGAGGAAGAAAAGAAAUUGGGUAGAAUAAAAAAAGUUUCGAGUCAAAGGGAAACAAACCAUGAACAGAAUCGCCGCACAAGCGUCACCAGUAAAUGCUCUGUUGUGUCACGACAGUCACGAUUUAGUGCGAUUUCAGCAUUUGGGGACAAUACAGCUGAGCAGUCUUUCCGGUUGGAAGAAUUCCGGAAAACGAUAAAUUUACUGAUGAAUUCGUUAGACGUCGGAUUCAUUUGGGACUUUUUAGAACGAAAGUUGAAAUUAUUAAUGCAGCAGAAAUCAAAAGAACAAAGUGGCAUGGAUCCAAAUUUGUUAACAAAUGAAUUAAAAAUGUUGGAAGAAGAAGAGGAAAGGCGAACAGUUCGAGAAUUAACAAAUUUUCCAAAGGUAACAUUGUUUUGCCUUACUACAAUAGAGUUGGAUUCCCAUGGUGAUAUUCGAGAGCGGUAUUUACCGCAGUUGCUAUCAUCAAUCCUUACUGUAGUGGCUGAAAGAAAUGUUGCUUCACUUGAUCACCAGUUACUUGUGCGACUUCUUAUUGUCGCAAAAGCAAUUUUGAGUGAAGUAAAUCAAAGUGCUGUUGUUAUGGAAGCUGGAGUUGAGAUUGCAGUUGUGACACGGAAACGCGGUGAAGUACACGAAAUCGUACGUUGUGAAGAACUCGGUCCUACAGAAAAGCCAUCUGUUGAAGGAGGUGCCAUUAAAGAACAGUGGAGAGUAGAAAAGUGUUUGAGUGGUUGUCAAAGAAUUCUGGCACAGAUUUGUGACUGGUAUUGCAAAGAACGAAGUGUCGGACGUCUACAGGCAUUUCAUGCAGUUUCAGCUUUGAUUCAAGAAUUCGCAGAUUUCCCAUUGUAUGAUAUGGGAAUUCACGAACUCAAGGGUAAAUUGUUACCUGUUUUUCAGAUUUACUUUGCACAUCUAGAAAUAAAACAUCGAAAGCGGCAUGUUUGGAAUAACUAUCCAGUUUGGUUGAAUUCUUUGUUAAAUAUACUUUCACUGGACGAAUGGGAUGCUUCCAUAAAAUAUGAAGGUAAAGAUUGUUAUGUUUUAUUUUAUUUUGGGUUAAACUCUUGUCAUUGCACUGCAAAAUCGGAAGUAACAGAUUUGUAUGCUCGUGCGGAUGCUUUGGAUCUGGUGAUGUAUGUUUAUGUCAGAAGCAUUUCUGUAGCUGAACAACAUGCAGCAGUGUCACGGCGUCAAAAAAACCUAGAAAUUUUUAAUGCUUCGAAAAAGUAUGAAAAUGAAUGUGGUCAGAAACGGGAUUUUGGAAAUUUCAGUGAUUUGAAGAAAACGACCACAAUUUUAUUAAAGCCUUUAAUUUCUCAAAGUGAUUUGCAACAUUUGGAUAAUGAUGGCAUUUUCAAGAAAGCUGCUGCAAUUUUGUGGUCAUAUCUUGAUGAUAAUAAUAAAGCAUGUUAUUACUCAACAAUUAGUAGAUUGCUCAAUUUACUUCAUUCUCGGAAACCAUCUGAUCCUAGUAGUGAUGUUGAAGAUUUGAUUGUUGGAAAUUUGACAAGCAUAAAUCGAAAUUUGAGUUGUUCUGCUGCUAAAAAGUUUCGAACCUUGUGGAUGUUAAAUCGGCCUUCUUCAGCUGAGGAACUUUGCCUUGGUUUAUCACCUAAACCAUUCAACAGAGUUGUCAUGCUUUUGCUCAGUUUCCUGUCAGAUGAUGCAGUAGGCUACGACAAACUAGAACUACGUAACAUUUCGGCCUCCUGGUUUAGUGAUUGUGCACAGCAUUCAGAUUUACCUCAUAUCUUACAAAUGUGGGCUACCAUGCUUCUAAACCCGAGUGUUUCUCGCGUUUCCAUUCAGUACCUAAAUAUGCAAAGCAGAAUGAAUAAAGAAAAACUUUCUUCUAUGCCAUCUGGAAUAUGUUCUAUAACAUUGUUGACGGAAAGCGGGCAUCAAUCUUUACAUCAUUUAUGUGAGGAUGUUUCGGUUGCAGUUUCCAGUGAAGCGAAGCGGCACUUAUAUGAAAUUUCUGUGGCAUUCGAGCGGUUAAGGAGUGGAGAAUAUCCAUUAUGGUUGACAGAAUUACGGAAUCGUUUAUUACAAGAAGGAAAUGAAAACAGUGCAACAGUUGAUUUAAAUGUUUCAAGUUCUGUACAGAAAACUCAUCGCAGAACUGUUUCUGAUAUACCAAUUUUCGAUGAUGAUGAUAAUGAUUCUGUUGAAACUGCAUCAUUGGAUUCUUUAAACCAUGAUGUGAUAGAAGUUCUGCAGUAUAUCCUUGAUUGCAUUUGUGCACAAGAAGAAAGUGAAAUCGAAGCACAAGCAUGUUUUGCUGGUGAACGGUUAUGUUCUCAUAUUCAUACCACUCUAGUCAGUGAUACAAGCGGUAUUAAGAGUGAUACGAGUGAAAACGAGUUAUCUAGCUCAACCAUGGAGGUACCUGAAGAAAGGACUAAGGAGUCACAGUCAAAUCCUAUAGUUUCAUUAUGGAAAUCUCCUGAAAAUGGUUUGUUGGUUUCUGAAACCACGAAGCGUUUCAGAGGCCAUAGAAGACAAGACUCGUUACAAGAAAGCAUAUUUACGAUGUCAGCACAAGAGCUCAAAUUAUUUGACACAUCAGAAUUGCCUCGAUUAGAAGCAACUGGUGAUGAGGUGCAACCUUUAUGUCAUGAAUUACAUGCACAUAUGUUGUUAUAUACAGAAAGUGGGCAAACUGUUGAUUUAGCGCGUUCUGAAAAAGUAUUUCGAAUGUUAAUUGCUUUGAUGCGUACAAGAUUUGGUUUCCUAACCCCUAGGCUUUUUAUCAGAUGCAUGGUCUCAUGUGGAACUGCUUCCCUUCCUAAAUCAUCGUCUAAUUCAUCUGGACAAGUAAUUGAUUUAUUAUCUCGUCACAUUCGUUCCAUACUGGGGCAAGAUUUCUGGGCUCCUGAAUCGGAUUGUACAAGCGGAACGGAUUCACUUAAAUACAAAAAUUAUAAUUUUCUCGAACUUUUCAUGACAAUUUCGUUACAUUUCCUCCGCUCUUACUUCGUGAAUUCUCCCAUUUCUGCUGUUUCCAUUUUCGAUUUGCGCAGUAGCUGGAAGUGUAAGGUUUGUCUUUCGGCAUAUUUGGAAAUUACAAGUGCUGUGUAUGUAGAUUGCAAGACUUUGGAAAUCGGACCAGCUAUUUAUCGAAAAUAUAUUUAUUCCGAAACUAGUUUUCAGAUAGCCGUAUUAGAUUUUCUCACAGAAUUGAUGUUGGGAUUGAAUGCUAUGAUUCAGGAGAACCAAUCGCGAGGUUUGGUUGCUUAUAUCCAUGGUAUUUUGCAGCGUUCCAAGCUUCAGAAAUGCUUGUUGCAUUCACUUUUAACCUCUGUUCAUAAUGUUCGACAGCACAAUAAUGCUGAAAUGUAUAUUUUUUAUUUAGUUUCUUCCAGAGUUCCAUUAUCAAUAGAUAUAUUGGAAUUCAAUGAUGGCACUACAACAUGUAAUAAGGAUUUUCAUGAUUUAUUAAUUGUUUAUCAAGACUCUUUGCUUGAUUUAACUGCUACUGUGAUACAGCUAGAACUGGUGAUAAGAAACGGGUUUCAGAACUUCACGGAUCAAAAUGUUGAUGGUAUAUAUCUUGACAACUUAUCUAUAAAUCAUCAAAUUUACAAUUCCCCGCAGCAUCGUGCGACACUUCGAGAGCCACAUGUCGGUAUAGUCGAGUUACGAAUGUUCUUGCUGACUGUUCUGAAUGCUCUCAAAAAACAUUCACCACAUCAAGAACAGUGGCUUGCCUUUAUUGUACGAAUAUUACCAUUUCUUGACAGAUCAUUAUCUACAUUUUCUGUGCAUAUUGUUGAGCAGCUAUGUAAAAAUCUUGAAACUGCUGUAAAUGCAGCUUAUUGUAAUAGAGACGAAAAAACAUUCAUUGCUCAUUCCAAUUCAAAUGUUGUCGAUCUUCGAAAUAGCUUCGAUGAUACCGAUUAUCCUACUAACUAUGUCAUUGGAGUACUGGAGACGUUGAACAUGUUUUUCUAUUACUGCCUUAUUGAUAAUACUUCUCAAAGUGGUGUUACUUCAGCAGUGUCUAAUGUUCAUCAAUCUUCGCAGAAUGUGACAGUAAAUAGUACAUCAUUGGCAUCGUCAGUAAUGAAUGCAAUACCAGGUACAAGGGGUGCUACUGAACUUAUUUCUAAUCUUGUCAAAGUAUUCUCUUUCAACGACAGUACUAACGUGCCCUCAAAUGCAGUGCUCAAUAAGCUGACUGAUCUCACAGCUGAUGGGAUCUGGAAGCAAGCACGGACGGAUAUGUUGACUGCUUUUCCUCACGCUCUAGCAACAUUGUGUGACGUUUGGACACAGUUACGAAAAGGGGAACCAAAUCUACCAAUCGGAAAUCAGGCGACUAUUCGUCGUCUGAUGCUUGAUUUACUUUCACCAAUUGCACAGCACCAUCAGCAGUCAUUUUUAUCAUCGCUUGCUUUAGUGUGGAUGACCCGAAGCUCUCCAACAUCUCAAAAACAGCUCGUUAUACGCAUGGAUGCUGACCACCAGUCAUCAUUCGUUUAUUCACAAGCACAGUUGGAUAUCGCUGAUCUUUUACUAAAUUUGAAAAUUCUUCCAUUUGAAAAUCUUAUUUCUACUGUUGCUGAAGCCUUAAAGGAAAGUACCUGGAAAAUUAUAAAGUCUGGUGCGACAUCAGAAAAGCAAAAUGCUUUUCCAACUGAGUUAGCGUUACUUGAAAUGCUACACGGCUGCGUUCGAACUAGUCCGUCAUCUGCGUUACGCAAUUGCUGGCCGUCAUUACAAGCACUUUUUACGGAAUCAUCAGUCAUAUCGCUCCCACCGAAAGCCGUUUUCAUUCAGUUUAUCAUUCUUGUGGAUUUUGUGCAGCUUGCUGGAAGUGCAGUCAUUGUCGAAGAUAAGCAAAUGUCGCGUGCUGUCCAAGAUGCUUGUCAGAAACUUACUGAAGCUAUGAACGUCAUUGUUGGUUGGCAACUCGAGCAAACUACAUGGUUGAAACGAACAUUGGUCGUCAAACACGAUUCAUCGACGCAAAAAUCGCAAGAAACAUCCCCAGUAAUUGAAUUUUCCACUGCGCCAACAUCAUUAGCUGCUUCAGAGAACAACUCUUUGCGUGGCUCUACAUCUUCUUUGGCUCCAUCAAGAAUUCCCAAUUUUGACACCGCUACGCAGCUAUCAUCUCAUGGUACUUCGAACGUAACUGCCGAUAGACGCAGUACAUCAAAUAUGCGCUCAAGUUUGAAGGAUCCAAAUAGUUCAAAACGAGAUCCUGCUCACAGUACUCAAGCUCUAGUGCUUCUUGCUGAGCAUUUGGCCGAACUUAUUGAUUCGAUAUAUAGAAGCGAAGAUAAAGAAAGAUUAUUGCCAAUGCUUCAUGCUGUUUGGAAUAACACUUUACCGUAUCUGAAAGCUAAAAAUGCUCGAAAUGCUCGGUUCUUUCUUGCAAGUUCUCAAUUAUUAGCUUCUAUGAGUACUUUUAAUUAUAUGCGACCAGUAUGGCGAAAAGCUACAUUAGAUCUUUUGCUUGAUCCAGCAUUCUUCAAAAUGGAUAUGCAGUCAUUAAAGUAUUGGUUGGUAGUUACAGAUCAUUUGAUGAUUUACGACAAAAUAUCUUUCAAAGAGCUACUUGGUCGAAUUUCAACAUCUCAAAAUUCGGCGCUUUCGAGCCUCAUAACAAGCAAGGAAGUUGAAUAUGAAAUGCGUGCUCAAGCACUAAAGAGAUUAGCUUUUAUAGUUUUAAGCUCGGAGCUUGGUCAAUAUCAAGCUCAGUUGCCUGAUAUACAAGAACGUCUCUCUGAUAAUUUACGAUUAUCGCAAGUUCCAAUUGUUCACGCUCAAGUUUUCUUGUGUUAUCGAGUUUUACUUAUCAGACAAAAACCACAACAUUUAGUCAGUAUGUGGCCUUCAAUGGUAACAGAACUGGUUCAUGUUUUAUUGCAAAUUGAACAACAGUUAUCGGGCACAACUAAUGUUUCGGAUGAUCUCAAAUGUGAUCGCAGUGACCAGUGGAUGCAGCUUUAUCUUGCAGCAUGUAAAUUACUGGAAACAUUAUGUACACUUCCUGCUGGUUAUAUGGCACAAUUUCAAAUGUGCCAUUGGGCAUUUGUGAAUUCGGUCGCAGUCAGUAAAACUGAUUCAUUUGUACCAUUUGCUAGUCGAAUCGAUUAUUUGCUUCGUAAUAAAUAUGGUCAGCUGUCAGCUCAUGAUCGGAAGCUAAUGUCUGCAUCACUGGUCAAUGUGAAAACACUUACAAGCUUCAGUGAGUUACGGCCGUUUUUUCUGGCCCUUGCCACACAAAAUGAAAUGCGUACUUUAUUACCACAAUCUUCUUUUGAUAAGAUUGAUCUAUUAAGAGAUGCUCAUUUUCUAAAUGGCUCAUUGUCUUACAAAGCUGCGAUUAAUCGUCUUGAGUACGCUCUAUAUGUAGAUUUUGCAGAACAUUGGCAGUUAUAA